AAUGGUAAUUCCCAACCGUGUUGGUGUUGCUCAGUUUAGUUCAAAUUAACCCGGAAACGAAACUAUGAAAUAAAAGGGAUGAUGGGAUCAAUUAGUUCUGUUGAACAAGAAAACGAAGAAGCAGCAGCAGCAAGGAUCAAUUAGUAUAUCCAGAAAACCCAGAUCCAAUGCGAUCCCAAAUUUGUCUGCCCAAAAUUAAAACAGUUUCUUAAACCCCUCAAAUCAAAUCUGACGGAAUUUCUUCUUGUGGUCAAUGUAAAAGCUCUCGCUCUCUCAAUUACUUUCCUUCCAUUUUUCCAAAAUCCCUGAGAAAUUUUAUUGCUAUUUGUCCUCAGCAUAUCGUAAUUCUGUUUAGUUUCCUCUGCAUGUACGAAUUGAUUUAAUUGCCUGCCUGCCUGAUUUGGAGUGAGGUGGGAAUCUCAGUUUUAAUUUAAAUAUGCAAGACGAUUACAAAGAGCAGCCGCUUGGAAAAGUUGAGGAGGAGAUUCACGACGUAGAAGAAGGCGAGAUAUCGGAUUCCAACUCCGUUGAAGAAAUUACGGAAGAGGUCUUUAAUACUAAGCAGCAAGCAACGGCAUCUUCUCCGCCGCCCCUGAAAAAUAUUACUAAUUCGAAUAUUAGUAAUGUUAUUAACACUAAUAGUGGUGGAAGUGGGGCUAGGGUUUGGACAAUGAGAGAUAUAUACAAGUAUCAGAUUGCUUCAAACACUACUUAUAAAGGUUUGCAUAACUUGGCUUGGGCUCAGGCAGUUAAUAAUAAGCCUUUGGAUGAGGUUUUUGUUAUGGUGGAGGGUGGUAGCAACAAUAUCAGUAAUGGAAUGAAUUAUGCCAGUGGCCUCAUGAAUGCUUCAAAUGGCAAUGAGGAGAGGAUUGUUAUAGAUGUGGAGGAGGAUGAGGGUGAGAAGGAGGAGGGUGAGUUGGAGGAGGGUGAGAUUGGCUUAGAUUCUGAGUUGAUUUUAGGAAAUAGAGAUUCAAUAAAGGAAGAGGUAGAAGGUCAAGCGAAUGCUAGUGAUCAGCUAGAAACGAGCAAGCUCCUUUUUUCAAUAAAAGAGGAGCUCGAGCAUCUGAGUGUAGCUGAUGUACAAAAAGCUUAUGAACAUUUUUGUUCCAGCUUGGAAACAACAGCAGACAGUUUGCAUAAAAUGGUUCUGGAAGUUUCUUUGGUUGAGAAAGAAACUCUUGUUCAGCUGUUGUUAACCAUAAUUCAGAGACUUUACAUGGUGUUGUCUUCCAUGACUCUGAGCCUCAAGGAGCAAAACAAAGUCAUGUUGCUGAGAUUGCUUGCUCACCUAACAAGCUUGAAGCCUCCUCUCUUUUCUUCACCACAGUUGAAAGAGGUGCAGGUGGGGGCAGUUAUGUUUUCCCUGGAAUCUUCCACUUCUGCUUCAAGCAAUGACUAUAAUAACUGGAAACAGGAAGCUCGGGCGUUAAAUACAACUGAUUUGAAUUUGUUGAUUGGGAAUACUAACAAUGAUGUGGCUCAUCUCAGGAACUCUGGAGUAGAAUCUAGUUCCUCUGGAUUACUUGAUCAAUCUGAGGACAGUAUUUUGCUUCAAAAUUCGAAGUUAGGGACACUUACUUCUAGGCCCAAAGGCUCGCCGACCCUACCGUUGCUGGAUCUUCACAAAGAUCACGAUGCAGAUAGUCUUCCUUCACCAACUCGAGAUCUUUCUGCCCCUUUCCCUUUUGACAGGGGAUUAAUUCAAGAACGUGGGUUCUUGAAACCUGAGUGGCCUGUUCCCCAAAAAUCUCAUGAAAGAGAAAAUUUGCUUCUGCAUCCUUAUGAAACUGAUGCUGUCAAAGCUGUCUCUAGUUAUCAGCAGAAAUUUGGUUGGGGUUCCUUCUAUAUGAGUGACAAGCUUCCCAGUCCUACUCCUUCGGAAGACGAUGGUGCUAGUGGGGAUGCUGACAUCAAUGAGGAGGUUUCAUGUUCUAUCAUUCAAAGUGCUAGUACUGUUGAGAACACGUCAAUCUUGGGGCCCCCAGUUGUUUCCUCCACUGCUCAAAUGGACACUGUGGGUGCUCCAGAUAUUAGUAAUCCCAAGAAUAUUAGUUCUGUCAGUGGCUUCCAAAAUCCAAUGCUGAAGUCCUCAGCAAGAAGAAGGGAUCCUAGGCUUCGAGUAGUCAAUUCUGAUGCAGGUACCAAGCCUCUAAGUCAAGGAAUCUCUUCCCCAGGGAACGUGUCUAGAAUGGAGCCCGUUGAUGUGAUGAACUCACAAAAGCAGAAGACGCUUGAGGAACUAGUUUUGGAUGUGCCUGCACUGAAAAGGCAAAGAAAUGAAUUAUCAGGUACAAACACAACACCGCCGCCGGUUUGCAUAACCUCUCCAGUAACAUGUCCAACACCUCUACCAUCUAAUGGUCCUGUUACUACACCAUUAAAAUGUCAAAGCGAAAAACUGCCGGCAAUAUAUUCCAAUGCAACUGCUUCUCUUAAUUCUCUAUUGAGAGAGAUAGCUGUGAACCCAUCCAUAUGGAUGAAUAUACUCAAAGUGGAAAGUCAAAAGUCUUCUGAUGAUGCCAAAAGUAUGACACAUGUUCCAAACACGAAUGUAAUCCCAGGUGCUUUGCCAUCAACAGCAAAUCGGCCUUUAACCUCAACCCUCAGGAACACAUCUGUGGGAAUAAUUAACAAUUAUAGUCAGGAGGAAUUUGGAAAAGUUCGAAUGAAACCUCGCGAUCCACGGCGUAUUCUUCAUGCAAAUGCUCAUACACCACAGGCAAGUGUAACUGUUGGUUAUGAUCAGCUUAAAGUAAAUGAUGCAUUUGCUUUGCCCGUAAUGGACAACUUGAGCAACCUAAGGCAAGAAGAUCAAUCUGAGAAGAAUUCAGUGUCUUCCAGUGGCAAGAAACCACCUGACAUAGAAAUGCAAUUCACUAGUAACUUGAGAAAUAUUGCUGACAUGGUGUCUGUAUCUCAAGCACCAAUGUCUUCACCUGUUCUUCUGCAGACUCCACCACAGCAAGUACAGAGCCAUCAAGCUGGAAUAGAGACAAAAGGAGUAUUUUCUGACUCUGUUAGCUUGAGAAAGAGCAGUGAUGUGAUUUCAGAUUUGGCUAUUGCUUGUCCUUAUCGAGCAUUGAAUGUAAAUGCAUGGAAUGAUGUUGACCACCUACUUGAGGGCUUUGAUGACCAGCAAAAAGCUGCUAUCCAUAGAGAGAGAGCGAGGAGGCUAGAUGAACAGAAGAAACUGUUUAGUGCUCGCAAACUCUGUCUGGUGUUGGAUCUAGAUCAUACUCUUCUAAAUUCAGCUAAGUUUGUUGAAGUUGAUCCGGUGCAUGAUGAGAAGCUGAGAAAGAAAGAAGAACAGGAUCGUGAAAAGCCCCAGAGGCAUCUAUUUCGGUUACCUCAUAUGGGAAUGUGGACAAAAUUGCGGCCUGGAAUAUGGAAUUUCUUAGAGAAGGCAAGUAAACUCUAUGAGCUGCAUCUCUAUACCAUGGGAAACAAAUAUUAUGCCACUGAAAUGGCAAAACUGCUUGAUCCUAAAGGGGAGCUGUUUUCUGGACGUGUUCUAUCACGUGGAGAUGAUGGGGAAUCAUUUGAUGGGGAUGACAGGGCUCCUAAGAGUAAGGACUUGGAUGGGGUUUUGGGUUUGGAGUCUGGAGUUGUCAUUAUAGAUGAUUCUAUACGUGUCUGGCCACAUAACAAACUAAACUUGAUAGUUGUGGAAAGGUAUAUUUAUUUUCCAUGUAGCAGACGCCAAUUUGGGUUACCAGGUCCUUCCCUUCUUGAGAUUGAUCAUGAUGAGAGACCAGAAGAUGGAACAUUAGCAACUUGUUUGGCGAUUAUUGAGAGGAUACAUCGCAACUUCUUCGCAAAUGAGUCAUUGGAUGAAGCGGAUGUUAGAAACAUCUUAGCUUCUGAGCAGCGCAAGAUUCUUGCUGGUUGUCGUAUUGUUUUCAGCAGAAUGUUUCCAGUUGAUGAAGCCAAUCCUCACAUGCAUCCAAUAUGGCAGACAGCUGAGCAAUUUGGUGCCGUGUGCACCACUCAGAUAGAUGAUCAGGUUACUCAUGUAGUUGCAAAUUCACGUGGAACCGACAAGGUGAAUUGGGCCAUGGAGACAGGAAAAUUUGUGGUACAUCCUAACUGGGUGGAAGCAUCAGCUUUGUUAUAUAGAAGAGCUAAUGAGCCCGAAUUUCCUGUUAAGGAGGGUUAACAAAACAAAACAAAACAAAAAAAAAAAAAAAAAAAAAAGGGAAAAA
Messenger RNA from Andrographis paniculata, 4202 nucleotides. RefSeq names its product RNA polymerase II C-terminal domain phosphatase-like 3. The transcript has 13 exons. Lineage: Eukaryota; Viridiplantae; Streptophyta; Magnoliopsida; Lamiales; Acanthaceae. The coding region runs from base 437 to 4156 and encodes 1239 amino acids. Gene Ontology annotation, molecular function: RNA polymerase II CTD heptapeptide repeat phosphatase activity. Gene Ontology annotation, cellular component: nucleus. The record is from RefSeq and is a predicted model, not a curated record.